GCCAGCAGCUUGUAUGGAAUAGAGGAAUUGUCCAGGGUCCUGAAACUACGCUUACACCUCGGCAUCUGCAAGUGACGGUUCCAUCCGAACGAGGGGGGUACGACGGACACACCCGCUGGAGCUUAUUGGACGGUGUUCAGCGGAACGUCACACGGAGAAGACCUUCUACACAGCGGCGAUGAAUUAUAGAUGAAAGGCUAUAUGCAUAUUUGGCAACGCGAAGCAAGCUUGCAGCCCCCUUCCGACAACAACGCUGCCCCGCUCGGACCCCUCCAACUUCAACCGAUCCGCGUCCGCCCGGAGAGGACGCGAUGUAUCCCGUGAGCCGUUGAUUCAGGACAAUUCUUUCCUUGAAGCAUCCCAUCCGUAGAAGUAGAAUCGUACCCCGGCGGCGCGCAGGCACAAAUCGAGGCACGAUGCUCGAAUUUAGCCGAGAUGGGGCAACAGUCACCUUGAUAUUGCUCCUCGUCACGGUUUCUGCAACUGCGUCCACGGAAGAAGCUGUUUUUACAAAUCAUUUUCUGGUUCAGUUACACGAACAGACAGGGGAUGAAGCCCACCAACUUGCAACGGAACACGGGUUUGACAGUGCCCGAAAGGUCCCCGUGGCAGAGGGCCUGUUCCACUUCUACCCCAAAGAUCUGACCCGGGCCAGGAGGAGGCGCAGCUCCAAACUGCGACAGCGCCUCCAGGCGGACCGCAGGGUGAAAAAUGUUUUUCAGCAGGAAGGGUUCCCUCGGACUAAGAGGGGCUACAGAGACCUCAACGACAUCGACACCAACAUGAACGACCCCCUAUUUUCCAAACAGUGGUACCUGAUUAACACCGGCCAGGCGGACGGCACUCCCGGCCUGGACCUCAACGUCGCGGAGGCCUGGGAGCUGGGAUUCACCGGGAAAGGGGUAACCAUAGCGAUUAUGGACGACGGAAUCGACUAUUUACACCCAGACCUUGCGUCGAAUUACAACGCGGACGCCAGCUAUGACUUCAGCAGCAACGACCCCUACCCUUACCCCCGUUACACGGACGACUGGUUUAACAGUCACGGAACCAGGUGUGCUGGAGAGGUUUCCGCUGCAGCCAAUAACAACAUCUGUGGUGUGGGAGUGGCUUUCAACUCCAAGGUGGCAGGCAUUCGGAUGCUGGACCAGCCCUUCAUGACGGACGUGAUCGAGGCCUCGUCCAUCAGCCACAUGCCCCAGGUCAUCGACAUCUACAGCGCCAGCUGGGGCCCGACCGACGACGGCAAGACGGUGGACGGCCCCCGGGAGCUCACGCUACAGGCCAUGGCCGACGGCGUCAACAAGGGCCGCGGGGGGAAGGGGAGCAUCUACGUCUGGGCGUCGGGCGACGGCGGCAGCUUCGACGACUGCAACUGCGACGGCUACGCCUCCAGCAUGUGGACGAUCUCAAUCAACUCGGCCAUCAACGACGGGCGCACCGCUCUGUACGACGAGAGCUGCUCCUCCACCCUCGCCUCCACCUUCAGCAACGGCCGCAAGAGGAACCCGGAGGCAGGCGUGGCGACCACGGACCUGUACGGGAACUGCACCCUGCGUCACUCCGGGACGUCAGCAGCAGCGCCCGAGGCAGCCGGCGUGUUCGCCCUGGCACUGGAGGCAAACCCGGACCUGACCUGGCGGGACAUGCAGCACCUGACGGUGCUGACCUCCAAGCGGAACCAGCUGCACGACGAGGUGCACCAGUGGCGGCGGAACGGCGUGGGGCUGGAGUUCAACCACCUGUUCGGCUACGGCGUGCUGGACGCCGGCGGCAUGGCCAAGAUGGCGCGCGAGUGGAAGCCCGUCCCCGAGAGGUUCCACUGCGUCGCCGGGUCCGUGCAGGAGCCCCGUAAAAUCUCGUCGGACGGGCAGCUGGUCCUCAGCAUCUCCACGGACGCCUGCCAGGGCAAGGACAACUUCGUGCGCUACCUGGAGCACGUGCAGGCCGUCGUCACGGUGAACGCCAGUCGCCGCGGCGACCUCAACAUCAACAUGACCUCGCCGGCCGGCACCAAGUCCAUCCUGCUGAGCCGGCGGCCCCGCGACGACGACGCCAAGGUGGGCUUCGACAAGUGGCCCUUCAUGACCACGCACACCUGGGGCGAGGACCCGCGCGGCCCCUGGCUGCUGGAGGCGGGCUUCGGGGGCGACGCGCCCCAGCACGGCGUCAUGAUGGAGUGGACCCUCAUGCUGCAUGGCACGCAGAGCGCCCCGUACAUUGACCAGAUCGUGCGCGACUACCAGUCCAAACUCGCCAUGUCCAAAAAACAGGAGCUGGAGGAGGAGCUGGACGAGGCCGUGGAGCGCAGCCUGAAGAGCCUGCUGGGGAAGAGCUAAACACACUAUACACUA
Molecule: messenger RNA, 2354 nt
Organism: Conger conger (European conger)
Lineage: Eukaryota; Metazoa; Chordata; Actinopteri; Anguilliformes; Congridae
Gene: pcsk2
Product: proprotein convertase subtilisin/kexin type 2
Exons: 12
Coding region: 417-2339 (640 amino acids)
Biological process (GO): protein processing
Cellular component (GO): Golgi membrane; trans-Golgi network
Molecular function (GO): serine-type endopeptidase activity
Source: RefSeq, a predicted model, not a curated record